Molecule: messenger RNA, 2378 nt
Organism: Ceratina calcarata
Lineage: Eukaryota; Metazoa; Arthropoda; Insecta; Hymenoptera; Apidae
Product: glucose dehydrogenase [FAD, quinone]
Exons: 2
Coding region: 233-2110 (625 amino acids)
Molecular function (GO): oxidoreductase activity, acting on CH-OH group of donors; flavin adenine dinucleotide binding
Source: RefSeq, a predicted model, not a curated record
UCAUUAUCAGUUUAUUAUUCAAGUUUCACUGAUAAUAACUAUCUUUCACUGGUAAUUCCUAUCUUUCCUAUUUAAAACACAAAUUACUUUUAUCCCUCCGGUAUAAAUAGGCAUUCGUCGGUAGUUCUAGUGUAAACGUUCAUCAAAAUGUGACUGCAAAAGUGGCUUGAACAAGUUUACGCGUUUCAGAAAAAUUUCCUGUCUUCCACAAGACUUAAUUUUCGACUUGAAAAUGGAAUCGUGCAUGACGGCGAGCUGCGAGGCGGCGACGUCCUCGAUGCCAUCCUCACUGUUUUCUCAGCUGAUUCAGAUAAUUUUGAUGUCACAAUGCGCGCUAAAUAGAAGCGAGUAUUAUCCCGCCGAUCGUACCAAAGAGAUCCUCGGCGCGAACCUGGGAUUCGAUUUCGUGAUUGCCGGGGCGGGUACCGCGGGGACAGUUUUGGCCAACAGGUUGACGGAGGUAACAGAUUGGAACGUUUUACUGAUCGAAGCCGGAGACGAUCCCAGCCCCGAGAGCGAAGUGCCCGGUUUAAUGUUCUUACUGGCCGAACAUUAUCAAACUUACAAGUACAAGACGGAGCCACAGGAAGGCGUCUGUCUAGGCUUGAAGGACAAACGCUGCAGGUGGCUCAAGGGUAAAGCAUUGGGUGGAAGUUCGGUCGUCAAUGCCAUGUUACAUAUUUUUGGUAACGACAGGGACUACGACGAAUGGGCGAAACUGGGUAACGACGGAUGGAACUACGAAAAUGUACUUCCUUACUUCAAGAAAUCUUUAAACUGUGCACCGGAACACGUGGCCAGAUUCGGUGACAAAUAUUGUGGAGUCGGGGGACCGAUGAACAUCAGACAUUACAAUUAUUCACUGGCCGACAUACAAAACGCGAUUUUAAACGGAGCUCGUGAAAUGGGAACGAACGUAUUGGAACCAUUGAACGGCGAUCGUUUCAUCGGAUUCGGUAGAGCCAUGGGCACCAUCGACAAUGGGCGUCGCGUGAACGGUGCCAAAGCUUUCUUAUCUCCGAUCAAAGACAGGAAGAAUUUGUACGUAAUGAAGUCUAGCAGAGUGGACAAGAUUCUAAUAGAAGGCACGCGAGCAAGGGGUGUACGAGUGACGUUAAAAGACGGUCGGUCGGUCGAGAUAAAAGCGACGAAAGAAGUGAUACUCUCUGCUGGCAGCAUCGCCAGUCCACAGAUAAUGAUGCUAUCAGGGAUCGGACAGAGGGAGCAUUUAGAGGAAAUGAAAAUACCGGUCGUAGUCGAUCUUCCUGUAGGCGAGAAUCUUCAGGACCACAUCAUCUGGCUGGGACUGCACGUAGCUUAUGUGAACGAAUCUGUGACACCACCUUCGUCGACUUAUGCCCUGGACAUCGCGUACGAUUAUUUAGUACGGAACAGCGGCGAGCUGGCCACGCUCGGGAGCGAUCUGAUAGGUUUCCUCAAUGGGACCGAUCCCACUUCCAAGUACCCGGACAUCCAACUAGAUUUCGGUCACUUCCCACGGUGGAACGCGAUGAAAAUAAUGGCUAUUAUGAAAUCCUUCGCAGUUUCCGACGACGUGGUGCAAUCGAUGAUAAAGGACAUCAUGGAAUCGGACAUGCUGAUGGUCUGCGUGAUUCUGCUCAGACCCGAGAGCCGUGGAAAGCUCGAGUUACGUAGCUCCGAUCCAGCCGAACAGGUGAAGAUCUUUCCAAAUUACUUCACCCAAGGGAACGAUUUAAAAACGAUGCUCAAGAGCGUCGACGCGAUCAAGAAUUUGUUGAAUACAGACGCUCUGAAACGACACGGUAUGUGGCUGCAGCACCUCGACAUUCCCGGAUGUCGACAUACUGAACCCGAUUCAGAAGAGUACUGGGAGUGCAACGCGAGGCACAUAACCACGUCAUUGUAUCACGCGGUCGGUACAGCCAAAAUGGGACCGAUCGGUGAUCCCACGGCCGUCGUCGAUCCGAGACUCAAGGUAUACGGCGUCGACGGUCUUCGAGUGAUCGACGCGUCGAUCAUGCCGAACAUCAUCAGCGCGAACACGAACGCGCCUACUAUGAUGAUCGCCGAGAAGGGUGCCGAUAUGAUUAAAGAAGAUUGGAAUUUAAAGGUCAAGGAAGAACUGUAGAACUGUAGAACUGUAGAACUGUAGAACUGUAGAACUGUAGAACUGUAGAACUGUAGAACGAAGUACCUUAUAUAGAGUAAGAUUCUACUAGAAUCAGAAUUGCAAAUCUUCAAUUCGCAUAUAAUUUACAUAAUUGAAACAAAUUAUACGAGUGAUAACUGCAAUAAGUGCCACAUAUUUAAGGCUGACGUCGAAUCUGUUUUUCAUAUUGUAUUUAUGGAAAUAUUAUACAAAUGGAAAUAUUAUACAAAUGGAAAUAUUUCGUAUA